Molecule: messenger RNA, 3982 nt
Organism: Carassius carassius (crucian carp)
Lineage: Eukaryota; Metazoa; Chordata; Actinopteri; Cypriniformes; Cyprinidae
Product: gamma-aminobutyric acid receptor subunit alpha-6-like
Exons: 9
Coding region: 1473-2867 (464 amino acids)
Biological process (GO): synaptic transmission, GABAergic; regulation of postsynaptic membrane potential; monoatomic ion transmembrane transport
Cellular component (GO): postsynapse; dendrite membrane; GABA-A receptor complex
Molecular function (GO): transmitter-gated monoatomic ion channel activity involved in regulation of postsynaptic membrane potential; benzodiazepine receptor activity; inhibitory extracellular ligand-gated monoatomic ion channel activity
Source: RefSeq, a predicted model, not a curated record
UGCUCCCACAUCACUUCCUCGGCGUUCGCUGUGAUGACACCACCCCCUGCCAACAGCAGCAGAUGUAGCCCCAGCACUUUUCUGGGGCUUUUGCUGAGCAGAGAAAACGGCACUGAACCCGAUGGAGCAACAUCACCCAUCAGAAAAACCCUCAAAAGUACAUACAGGACAAUGUCUGCAUUUUUUUUUUUUUUUUAUGGUCUCUUUUUUAUGGAAUUGUUUUGCAGGUUUCAGCUGAGCAUAUUGUCCUGCUGCUCGAUCUUUGCCUGAGGCCAGAUCACAGAUUGUUGAUGCAGUGUGUCCACAAUCUCACCUUUGAGAUGCUAUAGAGAAAUUCAUAAUACAACAGUGGCUCUCAGUGGGUUUUGCUUCAGGACCCAGAUGUGGAGACCAACACAGCUCCAAAAAAGCAGACAAAUAUACCCUUAAAGUCAAUUGACAAGUGAUGAUUUUGGUUCCUUAAUGUGUCUUGCAUUUUAAUGGUUUCAUGCGUUUGGCAGCCAGUAAUUCACUACAGAAAAGAGGUUGUGCUCGACACAAACCAUGUUUAUCCUUGCUGCGAUCUAUUUUUAAUAUGGUCUGGGUUGUAUUUUUGUACCUUGUGAAGUUUUAUUCAUGGUUUUCAAGGAUAAGGCUGUGUCAUGCAACCUGUCCAUGUUGGCAUCUGUCUAGUUUGGCUGCUUCUAACUCUCAGAUCAAUCUGUGCCAAAAUACUGUAGAGUUUGAUUGGACGUGCAGCCGGUGACGUCAACAACAAAACAUAUGGGAAGUAUUUUCUACUGGCUUUUAAAACUUGGUAGGCUGGCUUUUUAUAAGAUUAAACUUCUUAGCAUGACCUUGCUAGCCCCUGCUGUUAGAUACCAUAACUGUACAAUCUGGCAAGAGCAUCUUUUCCAUUGAUGGUCAUUCAAUAGCCAUGUAUUCUCUUUCUAGCAAAACAUGUUUGAUUAUAGUAGAGGCUUCACAAGAGCAUAAAUUAUUCUGGAGGCUCUUUUCUCUAUUUCUCACUGACUGCUGUUUUUGACAGCUUAGAAGAGUUGUUUCCCAUUAAGAUCUUGGUGUUCUUAUGGUGCCAUCUGUCAAUCUAUGUUGUCAUGAUGUCAUUUUCCUCUGUCUCCAGAUUUAAUAAUCACGUUUAUGACCCUUAUGCUACAGAUGAUAGCUGAAAAAUAAACCUGGUAAACUAAACACCCAUGAACAAAGAUGCCAUAUUUUUUUUCCAGGGCUCUUGCGCCAGCUGUGCAACUCCAUUGAGAUGAAUAUGUUGCUCAUGGACAGCUUUAUACAGCAUAAAGAGAAUAUCUGGACAGAUCAGAAAGGAUGAGAAAUUAUAUCCGGAAAAUUUCACACGCAUUCUGGACCGACUUCUGGAUGGAUACGAUAACAGACUCCGACCUGGAUUUGGGGGUCCAGUGACGGAAGUGAAGACCGAUAUUUACGUCACAAGUUUUGGCCCAGUUUCCGACGUAGAGAUGGAGUACACCAUGGAUGUGUUCUUCCGCCAGACAUGGGUGGAUAGGCGGUUGAAGUAUGACGGCCCCGUGGAGAUCCUCCGGCUAAAUAACCUGAUGGUGACCAAAGUCUGGACCCCCGACACGUUCUUCAGGAAUGGAAAAAGAUCUGUGGCUCACAACAUGACGGCACCCAACAGACUCUUCCGAAUCAUGAAGAACGGCACCAUCCUGUACACCAUGAGGUUGACAAUCAUUGCAGAAUGUCCAAUGAAACUCGUCGAUUUCCCCAUGGACGGCCACUCCUGCCCUCUGAAGUUCGGCAGCUAUGCCUACCCAAAGACUGAGAUGGUCUACACCUGGACUAAAGGGCCGCAGCAUUCUGUGGAGGUCCCACCUGAGUCGUCCAGCCUGGUACAGUACGACCUGAUCGGACAGACUGUGUCGAGCGAGACUGUGAAGUCCAUCACAGGUGAAUAUGUGGUAAUGACGGUCUACUUCCACUUGAAACGGAAAAUGGGCUACUUCAUGAUUCAGACGUACAUCCCCUGCAUCAUGACUGUAAUCCUUUCUCAAGUGUCUUUCUGGAUAAAUAAGGAAUCCGUGCCCGCCAGAACUGUCUUUGGAAUCACUACUGUUCUCACGAUGACGACCCUCAGCAUCAGCGCACGACACUCUUUGCCCAAGGUCUCGUACGCCACUGCCAUGGAUUGGUUCAUCGCCGUGUGUUUCGCUUUCGUCUUCUCUGCUCUCAUCGAGUUUGCGGCUGUGAACUACUUCACUAACGUUCAAGCAGAGAGAGCCAAGAGAAAACAGGCCAAAGCCACUGCCAAGAGCUCCACACCGUCAGGCAAAGCUAAAGACACAGAGGAGGUUCUACAGCAAAACUCAGACACCAAUGGAAACUUAAGAAAACGCGUCAACUCCAAUGUCCAGUCUCAACCAGACUCCAAGAAAACCCAAAGAACCGAAACAUCUAGCAAGACCGGUGCAUCAGCUGCAUCCAAACCAACCUUAACCAGCCAAUCAUCUUCCACCUCAGAGGGUACCAGCAGUUUCUCCAGCCAAUCACGUCUCAGCCCGAGUUCCGCCAGCCAAUCAAAUGCAGCCACUUUGUCCUCUGCCUCAAAGACAACACCACCGGCCCCGCCCUCUACACCAACAGUUCCCGAGAAACCGUCGCCAAGUGCACCCACAGGCUCCGCCCCUCUUCACCAUCUCCUUGGGCCUAAAUUAGAGAAUAUUAAAAAGAAGGAAACCAAGGCUGCACCUCAACCUGCCGCUCCUCCAACCGGAGGAGCCAGCAAGAUCGAUGAAUAUGCACGUAUUUUAUUCCCAGUGUCCUUUGGGGCGUUCAACAUGGUGUACUGGGUGGUUUACUUAUCCAAAGACACCAUGGAGGCAAAGGGAGGCUAACAAGAACAGGAUUGGUUGUUUGCACCCUUUUUUCUACAACUCAGAUGAAAUAAAGAGCCCCCUUAAGGAUUACGUCAACAAGCAAUUCCAAGAAACUAAAUUAUACUACUGCAGACAAAACUGCACAAGCGCACAGAAGAAAUUAUCUAGGUGAAAUAAUAUUAAAACUUCUUUUGUUGGUAAUCAAAAGGGCCGUUCACAAGAUUAAGCAUGUGGAUAUAUUAUAAUAAGUCAAAAUAAUUCAAUAAAAAAAAACAAUCCAAGCAAUUUCACAGGAAUGAAUCAUAGAUUUAUCUGUUGUCUGUUUGAAUAGCCAUAUUUCCAGUCUGUCCUUUUUAUCACCGGACACACUGAAGAAGGAACAAUGCCACUGAGUAGAAAAAACAAUAUUAGUGUCGUUUAGUCUAUUUUUAUAUAGAGACACUUCCGGAAAAUAUCCUUCAUUCGGAGAAGCGGAAUUUUCAGAAAUCUGACAGAUUGUAACUGACCUUGCCGAUGUCUGCCAAGAAGACGUAUUUCUGACAUAUUUCUUUCAGUUGUGAUGAAAUCUAUUUUAAACCACAUCAUGGUGUAUGUAAACUAUCAGGCAUGAAUGGUAUCUAUCCCAUGUUCUCUCACCGAGAGAAAAUGAUGGAACGGAGCACGUCCUGAUCGGUGAAAGACACAUAUGCAUGUAUUUUAUGUUUUAAACAGACUAUAAGAAUUUACGUCGUUACAAAUUAAGUCGUUAAAGCAUAAAUUUUAUUUUCUCUCUUUGUUUUUGAAGGUGAAUGGCUUGUUUUGCGUUCAGUUCGAUUUGGGUUUCGUUUUCAUUAUUGCAGUAUUUUUGGUCUUAUAGCUGAUAUGUUCUCAGCACACAGCAUGUGCCGACGGGCCCCCUGGAGCCUGGUGCCGUGGCAACCCCACAGGGGCCAGAUGGUUCUGGAGUCAUUUAGAACAGUAAGAGGGUUUAACUGACUGAUGUUGUCAUACAAGCGCCAGAGGAUGAUGAAAACCUCCACCGAUCCACAUAGGGCUGUUUUUGUGUGUAAAUUGGAUAUAAACAGUGAUUGGUUGAGGUCUUCAUUAUCCACCAGUCGUUAGUUUCCACAAAAAAAAAACAACUAAAAUCUGUG